AUGUCAAAGGAAGAAAAUGAUCGUAUAAUCUCAUCCUGUGAAUUGGAUGAUUAUUGUACGGUGCAUAAUAAAGAUGGCGUUGAGUACGUAAAUCUACGACGUUUACAGGUUAAUCGAGAAUCAAAGGCGAGUGUGGCAUUUAGCCAACUCUUCGCCAUUUUGCAGAUUGUGGUUGCGAUCGUAUUGCCGUUCCUGGACAUUUUACCAAACUUCAAUGUUAAUCAUGGUGGUGCAGCACUAUUCGGUUUAUGCGGUAUGGUGCUUUCAGGAAUGCAGUUUGGCUCCGUGUUAGAUGACAGCUAUGCGAAGAGUGACAUAUAUGUCUAUGCUGCCCAUUCCAUCCUAGAGAUUGUUUUUAUACUCUUUCUGUGGAUAUUCGUCUGUGCCUACACCAACGUAUGCAUACCAAAGUGGAAUUGUUUUGCUAGGAUCGCAGUUAUGUGUCUGUGGGCAACAUGCAUCAGUGGCUGGUGCAAUGAGUUUGUCGGAGAAAUUGGUCAUCAUUUCAAGAACCCAUUCGACUAUGACGUGUGUAACUCGUCAACUGUUAACUCAAGUGCAACUGGUUUAGAUUUUAGGAAUGAGAACAACGAUUUUAGUCACAUGAUUGAGGACUCCUCUGCUAUACUCGUGCCGGGUGUAAUGGAAUUUUAUCUAGUUAUGUCCGGUUUUAUGUAUGUUAUACAUGGAAACAUUGGACGCCAGGCAACGGCGCAACACCACGCGAAGGAAUCUAAAUAUUUUACUCUGGAAAAAAGUUUUAAAGGCCUUGCUCUGGGUGGCGUUAUUCUAGUCUUGUCUAUUGUUAUUGUUAUCUACCAUGAGGUAGAAGAGGACGAGAAUGGCGAGAAGUCUGCGAUCGUUUACUAUUUAUAUGGCAUGGCUAUGUACCCGUUGACGAUAAUUGGUAAUUUAAAUUGCCAUUUCAAAAUGCGAUGGGACAAUACUUGGAAAAUAAACGACAGUCGCGAAGACGGUCUUCGUCUAACCAUGCUGCUCCUAUUUGUCUCCACAUUGGGCAUGUUCGUAAGUGCAAUUUUAAACAUCAUAGCGUGUUCCAUGUCACCUGAACCAGUGACCAAUUACGCGGUUCUAUUAAUUCACGAGUGCUUCAAGAUCGUCGAAGUGUUCUGUCAAGUUAUUUUCCUGUACGAUGCCCUUCACAGGGAUCCACCAAAGGAGUUCAAACCUGGCAUCGUUCGGGAAAUAAUGAUGUGUAUGGCUAUUGUGUAUUUCACCUAUUUCUGGAUGACUGUUUAUGAGUUGAAAGCUGAAAAAGUGAAUCGACUCCAAUAUUGUUUCUAUGGUUACGAGGUGUGGUCUAUCAUUCUUCAUUUAUUGACCCCAUUGGGAAUUUACUGUCGUUUCCAUGCUGUUCUGAUGUAUUUAGAACUUUGGAUAAGUGGAUAG
This is a messenger RNA of Saccoglossus kowalevskii, 1410 nucleotides long. Its product is annotated as proton channel OTOP2-like. NCBI's taxonomy places the organism in Eukaryota, Metazoa, Hemichordata, Enteropneusta, Harrimaniidae. Gene Ontology annotation, molecular function: proton channel activity. The record is from RefSeq and is a predicted model, not a curated record. Gene Ontology annotation, biological process: proton transmembrane transport. Gene Ontology annotation, cellular component: membrane.